Messenger RNA from Triticum aestivum (bread wheat), 1145 nucleotides. Its product is annotated as cytosolic sulfotransferase 5-like. NCBI's taxonomy places the organism in Eukaryota, Viridiplantae, Streptophyta, Magnoliopsida, Poales, Poaceae. The transcript has a single exon. The coding region runs from base 1 to 1038 and encodes 345 amino acids. Gene Ontology annotation, molecular function: sulfotransferase activity. The record is from RefSeq and is a predicted model, not a curated record.
AUGGCGUCCUCUCUCCCAUCCUCGUCGUCGUCUUUACCCAAAGCCGACGACGAGGCAGCAUCCAACCAAGAAAUUUACGACCAACUCCGAGAGGUCGUGUCCACGUACCCGGCGGCUCCGAGGCUUAGCGGCAUCGGCCGCCCAUACGUCCGCCACCCGGACGGCUGGUACGCGUUCACGCCGGGGGUGCUGAACGCCAUGGUGAUCAAACGGCACCUCGAGGCGCGCGACACCGACGUCCUCCUCGCCACGUUCCCCAAGUCUGGCACUACCUGGCUCAAGGCGCUCCUGUUCGUGGCCCUCCACCGCAACGCCGACGGGCGCGACCGUCUCGCGGCCCACAGCCCCCACCAGCUCGUCCCAUUCCUGGAGGCCCAGGUCUUCACCAACGGCCGGAUCCCCGACCUGAGCUCCCUCCCGGCGCCGCGGCUGCUGAUGACGCACGUCCCGUCCGUGCCGCUGCCGGAGUCCGUGGCCGCAUCCGGCUGCAAGGUGGUGUACCUGUGCCGGGACCCCAAGGACUGCCUCGUGUCGCUCUGGUACUUCUGGAAGGGGCUCGCGCCCGCACCGUGGGACCUGGGCGAGGCGUUCCGGCAGUUCUGCGACGGCGUGUCGCUGUUCGGGCCGUUCUGGGAGCACGCGCUGGGGUACUGGCGCUGGCACUUGGAGAGGCCGGCGCAGGUGCUGUUCCUGACCUACGAGGAGCUCGCCGCGGACACGCUCGGCCAGCUGAGGCGCCUCGCGGCGUUCGUCGGGCGCCCGUUCACGGCGGAGGAGCGGGAGGCGGGGGUGGACAGGGGGAUCGUGGAUGCCUGCGCCAUGGAGAGCCUGGCUGGGCUGGAGGUGAACCGGUCUGGGAAGGCCGACAUGGCCGAGUUGUCGGUGCCCAACAGCGUUUUCUUCAGGCGCGGCGUCGUCGGGGACUGGAAGAACCACCUGACGCCGGAGAUGGCGAGGAGGCUCGAUGAAAUCACCGAGAGCAAGUUCAGGGGCUCUGGCUUGGUGUUGCCACGGGCAACCACACAUCUGAAGAUCUGAACUAGUGGAUUCAUCAGCAUCUACCAAAAAUAUUCCUCUUCAUAAUCCACAUCUCCACACCUCUCCAUUUUCCACUAUGCUUGAUUUCUUGAUAUCGACAACAUAUU